AUGGCCACAGAUGAUUUCAGCUUCCCCACAGUACACAAAAGCAGUAGUACUAGUAACAACCAUUUCCCUCCUCUGUGGCGGCCAUCUCCGCCAGCCGCCUGCACAGAUGAUGAAGAAGAUCACGCAGCCCUAAUAACUAGUCCUGUGGAGAAUAUCGAGGGGGUUGAUGAUGAUCAGAUAAUAGUUAGUAGUGAUGUUCAAGAUCAGGAGAAGAAAAUGGACAUGCUAUGGGAGGAUUUCAAUGAGGAAUUGUAUCCGGUCAGGUCAACGUCGGAUUACAGUUACGUGUCCGGCGAGAUGCUGCAACUGGGUUGUGUAGGUCUUGGUGCUUUCAACUUGUCCAAAUCUAAUGCUGCUAGAAAUAGUAGUACUAUUACAAACCCAGGUGUGGUCGCGAUUGUCAAACUCUUGAAAAAGCUAUUCUUCCUCCAUAAUUCUCAUCAUCACAGCCUCAACAAACCUGCAAAACGGUGA
Rosa chinensis is the source of this 474-nucleotide messenger RNA. RefSeq lists its product as uncharacterized. The record is from RefSeq and is a predicted model, not a curated record. The transcript has a single exon. Lineage: Eukaryota; Viridiplantae; Streptophyta; Magnoliopsida; Rosales; Rosaceae. The coding region runs from base 1 to 474 and encodes 157 amino acids.